This is a messenger RNA of Corythoichthys intestinalis (scribbled pipefish), 4667 nucleotides long. Its product is annotated as zinc finger protein 518A. The record is from RefSeq and is a predicted model, not a curated record. The transcript is spliced from 3 exons. The coding region runs from base 245 to 2989 and encodes 914 amino acids. Lineage: Eukaryota; Metazoa; Chordata; Actinopteri; Syngnathiformes; Syngnathidae.
AGAGGAUGAUUAAAAAUAAAUAAAUAAAAAGGCUUUUGAUUAGCAUCGAGCCACUUGAAUGUCGCCAGGCUGUCGGCAAAGUCAGCAGGAGGCCUGAAACAGGACGAGCUGAGCUGCCUUUGAGUGCCAUCAGGCUAAAGGCUAAAGGGGCUCAGAGGCUGUAAUCCCCGGAUGAUGAAACCAUCAUGGCUGCCACUCGCUGAGCUGUCAAGCGCUCGACAAAAGAAAAGAAACCUGAAAGCCUAUGGAUUUGGUGGAUAUUUGCACAGUUAUCUCUGCUACAAAUAAAAAGCAGUGCACACGCAAGAACAAUCGAGUUUGGCACAAACGGCUCCGCCGAAGGAAUCCUACAGCUUCUUUUUCAACUAUGCAACGUGGAACUCAAAAUGGACCAAAAAAGAUGCCCGAGGAACAUGAACAAAGCACAGAGUGGCCUUCCUCAAAAAAGUCCCACUUGGAGUCCCAACAAAGUGAACGCUGGACAAACCAUAGUAUCGAUGCACUCAGGUUUACGUGCUGUCAAUGCAAGGACAAUCUGGAAUAUGUUCCCAAAGACUUGGUGAGACACUUUGAGGAAAACCACAGAGGAAGCUCACCUAUUUUUUCUUGUCAUAUGUGUCCGUUUGAUGCACAUGACUUCACAUACCUAAGGGUUCAUCUGUUAAGCCACAAGGACACUUUUUCUAGCUGCAACAUUUGUAAUGAUGACGUGAAACGCACAUGGGAAGAACUGAGUACACAUCUCACAAUGUGUCACUGCCAAAAUGGCAAAUAUUCUUGUGAAAAAUGUUCAAGAUUCUCUACGGAGGAUGUGACCAUGUUUUUAAAGCAUAUGUGUGUACAUCACCUUGGCCUUCAAAGAGCAAAUGAGAUUGAACUUGACAAAAAUGUUACUCAGUUUGGUUCUGUGACAGCAAAUCAAACUUUACGUUGUCCCCACUGUAGCUAUGAAGCAUCUCAUAAUUGGGUACUUGCAAAGCACAUUAAAGCAAACCACGGUUGCCAGAAAGGUAACCAGAAAAAAAAGGAGACCCGUUCCAAAAUGAGAAACUCAAACCAUACCCACAUUAAGCCUAGGUUGACAAGGAGCUCAGUGAAGGAAAUGUGCUGGUUGACACAGGACUGCCUCUCUCUUCCAGGUAGAAACUUCCUGGAUAAAUACUGUCAUUUGCCUGAUCCCCAAACUACACUAGAAGAGACACAACAGUUUUUAAUGAAAUCUGUAGCAGGGGAAAAGGGUGAUCAGAAAUGGACCAAGGCUCUUAAAUCUGUUCUGUCCAAUGUUCCUCAAGAUAUAAGUGUCCAUCCAAAGUCUGAGAAUGGCAUCGUGUCCAAUUCCGAGGCGCUCACCGUCCUCACGGUCCAGAACAAGAUAACUGUUGCUCAGAAUGGUGCUACCUAUCCUAAGAGGUUAAAGAUGGUGGAGACAACAGAGAAAGGAAGUCUAACCCCUGAAAGUACUGCUGCUGAUACUCAUUAUGACAUUGGACAAAACCAACGUCAAGUAAUCUUGAAUGACAACCCAUAUUGCCUCGACACUGAAACAAAAGUAAGCAAAGAUGUAGUAACUCGCACCCACAAUGAAACACUUGAGUUUGUCAAAAUCCUGGAAAAUGGAGAGAAUCAGGAAUCAAAAACUAACUUGAACAAUGGGGAAGAUGUCAAGAAUGAGGAUGUGCAACUGGGUUUAGAUGGAAUCAAUAUUUCUGGUGAGCCAAUGAUCACAAAUGAGAGCCAAGAGCAGAAAGGCACUUAUAAAGCCAAACCAAAAAAUACCACCAAGAGAAGAAGGAAAAGAAAAUCCAGAUUUAAAAAGGUGAAGAAAGUAACUUCUGAAUUAGCCUUAAAGAUUGUGUUAAAGAAAAAUCCAGUCAAAGAAAGACAGUGGGUGUCACAAAGCCCGUUACUUCCAGUGGAAGACCACUCUAUACUACCGCCUCCCGACACAACAGUGAAGGCCUCGAUACCUUUGACUGAUCAGCAUGACCCCAAAGAAGCCAUUACGUUAGCACAUACACCAUCAGGGACUGAACGUCCUCUACAUGGCAGCACAAAGCCUGCCGGGUUGAAAAAUGUUCCCAUAGAGCAGCCUUUUGUGGUUGAAGAUUUGCAAUUCUCAUUUGAAAGAAAAGGCGAUGAUGCAAAUAAAACACUACAAUUUGUGGAGACCGUUCAUGACAAGAGCAUCUUGUCAAAUUUAACCAAGACUGCAGUCGAGGCGUGUCCUGAGAGCUCCAGUGGAUCCCCAAACUGCAGUGCGUCAGCUGUUGAUGAUGGGGGCAUUCAAAGCAGCCACAGCAAGUCACCCCCUAUUUCUGAACCUGCUAUUACAUCAUAUGGUGUGAUAAACCCAGCAGGGAAAAGUCAGAUUGACCUUCAUGUAGAAGUGCCUCCAAAAUCCAACCCAAAGCUUUUCAACUGUUCUGACCAGCCCAUAAAGAAAGCCAUCCGUCAGGAAUCGUGGCCAGCCUUCGUACGCUCCUGGCAGCCCCCUCCAAAAAGCCUGCAAAGAACACUAAAACUUAACGCCGUGAAUCCCUCUCAGUUGAUCAAGCGUCCCGUCAGAGACCAGCCUGUUGUGGUACUCAAUCACCCAGAUGCAGACAUCCCAGAGGUGGCCAGGAUUAUGAACGUGGUCAGCCGGUACAAAGGAGAUGUGCAAAAGGUAGUGCUGUCACAAAGAACUCUGAAAGCGCUGUCAGCUGUGACCAAUGGGAAUAGUGAAACAAACCAUUAUAUGGACGCUCAGACACAACCGCCGUGGCACGGGGAGAGCCUAAUCCAAGAAAGGUUUGUUUUGAAGCUCAGGCUACGGAGACUAAGCAGGAAAAAGUACGAGGUCGUUGAUGCAGUGUCGUCCAACAGAGUAGUUGCAAAAAAAUUCAGUUGCUGGUUCUGCGGCAGGGUCUUUGAAAAGCAGGAGUUGUGGAUGGUCCACCGGCAGAGGCACCUGAUUGACUGGAAAAGGCCAAACUGUGAAAACUUUUAAAUGUCCCGUGCACUGAAAGAAAUGUCUGGAAGAUAACAAUCAUGGAGAAAGUGACAAUCAUGUUUUCCAAGUCUUAAUUUAAAUGUCGCACAUCCUGGACCAUCUCAGGGUAACAUUACAUACCAUAAUCCUCAGUCAGUCUCGCCCAGGUGUUGCUUCUUUAAAACUAUUGAUGCAAGAAGGCAAUUUGUAAAGUCAAAAAAAUGUGAUGACGUAAUUUAGUUCGAGUACCCUUUUUGUUUAUCGACACACUUUCUUUAUUUAAAUACACUGUUGCAUUUUUUUCCCUUUAAGAAAACACUGUAAUUGUGUAUUGCCACACAGGUUGUAUAUACGGGUAGGCUAUAAAAUAUUUAUGAUUUUGGAAUGGGAUGUCAAAACCCACGUUAGUCAGAGAUACCAAAAGAGUUAAAAGAAGGAAAAAAAGAAGCAAUAAGCUGUUUUAUUCAACAUUUAUUUAUGGCUCUAAUGAAUGGAAAUUAUUUUGAGGCCAAUGGAAUAUUUCUUGUAAAUGUUUUGUAAAUUCGAAAUGUUCAAAUCUAGUAUUAUCUAUGACAUAUAUUUUCAUGCAUUCAUUUAACAGGGGCAGAUUUUCUUUAACGUGCUACAUUUUUAUACCUAAAGUUGUUCUACGAUGUCAGCAAAUGAUAGAUUUUCUUUUUUAAUCUGACCUUGAUUGGUUGUUUUCCCCCAAUUAGUUUACUUUUGUUUGACUUGAAGAUGCUAAUCUAGUUUUUUACUUGCACUAUGAAAGGAGGAUUUCUAUUUCCAUUACCUCACCCCAAGCUGACAGCAGUCUCGACAGGUGUCCUCCUGUGGCAAAACAUUUCCUAAAGCAUGACAUCUCAGUAUUGACAGCACAGGAACUGUGGUGUGUAUCUGCGUUUGUGUCACUCAAGGACCAUCCCUUUUUAGAACUCAGUGUAAAUAUCAAAUCUUCAAUUCAGAGGAGAGAUUUAUAAUUGUACUGUACAUAGUUGAGCUAGUGGUACUCAAGAAUAAGUUGUAUUUCUCAAAGUGCCUUAAUUUUUUUUGUUAUGCAACAAAUCUGCAUGAACGCUAUUUGAUCAGAGAAUAAAGUUGUUUUCCUGGUGACAUAAUUAAAGAGACUGAGUUAUAUAUUUCUUUAUUUAAUGAAAAUUACAAUUUGUGAGUUGCUGACUAAUUAAAGAAUCCUGCAUCCGCUACAGUUAAAGUCUGGCUUUUUUGUAAAUUUGAAUACUAAAUGAGCGUUGCAAAGCAUCUCAAUAAAUCAUGUUCCAAGUCUCCUGAGUCUACUAAUUUAGUGCCACGUGACCUGCGGACCCCUUGGGUUCUGCAAACUAGGGGAGAACACAGAAGUGUGGUGAUGUCCAGAUGUGGUUGGCCGUUUCGGAGGAAAGCACAGCAUGACUGCACCCUUGCUGUUACUCUUGCUGUCUAUGAGCACCAGUGGUUUCUUCUGAUGUUUUUCAAUGAUGUGAGAGACACUGUGGAAAUACUAAAAGGAUAGAAAAAAAAAAAAAAAUUUGAGCUCUCACUGUUGAACCACACGUUCAUUUUUACAAUGGCAUAUUUGUAAGUAUUGAUCAAUGUUUUAGAUUUACAUGUAUGACUCAAUAUGGAAACAUUUUCAAAUUACAGUGCCUUGCAAAAGUAUUCGCCCCCCUUGAACCUUGCAACCUUUCGCCACAUUUCA